Messenger RNA from Aspergillus tanneri, 2013 nucleotides. RefSeq names its product putative trehalose synthase (Ccg-9) (gene ccg9). The record is from RefSeq and is a predicted model, not a curated record. The transcript has 7 exons. NCBI's taxonomy places the organism in Eukaryota, Fungi, Ascomycota, Eurotiomycetes, Eurotiales, Aspergillaceae. The coding region runs from base 1 to 2013 and encodes 670 amino acids. Gene Ontology annotation, molecular function: glycosyltransferase activity.
AUGGCUAGUGAAUUUGGAUUUAUGAGACGUCGAUCGUCUGUGUACCAACAGCGACGUCUCUCCUUCCAAUAUGAGAACAAUUCUUGGAGUGCACCUCCUUCUGGAACCGUAUAUGGCGGCGUCUCAGUCUUGUUUGCGGACGAUGGGAGUGUAACAGUCGCCGUUGCCAUUCGUGAUGUGACCUAUCUCCUGGAAUUUGUCCAGCAACACCUGAAGCCGAAAAAAGACCAGUCGCUUAGUUCGGCGAUAGCGGACUUCGUUCUGGACCAGUUGCGCCAGUUUAGUGAAAAGCAUAUGGAGAAAUUUAUGGGCCUGGCAAUGCCCCAGCAUCUAGCACAAUCCUGCCCGGACUUUUGCUCGCGCUUGUGGGCGGAGCUCGACAUCCUUCCAUUGGUGCUACCGGAGGAAAGCAGAAGGGAAGAAGAUGAUAAGUUUACCUUUGGCCUACCUGAUAGUAUGACUUGGAAGGUCCGGGGCACCGAUGAGCAAGCCGAAUCCAUGGGGCGCAAACUUUUUGGACCGGAGAAUAUUCCGCUACUACAGGUUGGUUUCUUAGGUUUGGUGGAGGUGGACACUGCCUUCCAUGUACGCCUCACAAACCUCAAUGAUUUCCGGAAGACUGUUACUCCAAAGACGUGGAAUGCUGUCCAACAUUAUGCCACUGAUCUCAAAGAAAGGAAAGUCAAGAUCGCCUUUUUCAGUGCCACCCCUCAAGGCGGCGGGGUGGCUUUAAUGAGACAUGCCCUGAUGCGAUUCUCCCACUCGUUGGGCACGGAUAUUUCAUGGUAUGUGCCUAAACCACGACCGGGGGUUUUUCGUGUAACCAAAACCAACCACAACAUCCUACAAGGCGUUUCACAUAUCGAUGAACGACUUAUCGAGGAGAAUUGGCGGCAGCACCCUUCACAAGGAGGCGCGGACGUGGUGAUUGUUGAUGACCCGCAGAUGCCGGCGUUGAUCCCCAUUGCCAAAAGGAUGGCGCCAGAUAGGCCGGUUAUUUUCCGAUGUCAUCUCCAUAUUCGCAGUGAUUUAAUCUCUCAGCCGGGCACUCCACAGGAGGAAGCCUGGAAGCGGAUCUGGAAGACUAUCAAGUCUGCGGACAUCUACAUCAGCCACCCCAUCAGGACAUUCGUUCCACAUAAUGUGCCUCAAGAGAAAGUAGGUUAUAUGCCGGCUUCAACGGAUUGGCUGGAUGGCCUGAACAAACACAUGCGAGACUGGGAUGUUGCCUUCUAUGGACGGGUGUUCAAUUCUCUCUGCAGAAAUUCCGGCAUGCCAACCAUCGACUAUCCAAAAGAUCAGUACAUCACACAGAUCGCCCGGUUCGACCCAUCCAAAGGAAUCCCUGAAGUAGUGGAGUCAUACGUAAAGUUCCAUGAACGAUUUACGGCCUCAGUGCAUGAUAAGCAGCCACCUAAACUCCUGAUUUGUGGACAUGGCUCUGUUGAUGAUCCGGAUGGCUCCGUCAUUUACGACGCUGUCGUAACUCACAUUGAAGAGAACCUCCCACAUCUCGCGGAUCAGAUAUGCAUCGCCAGACUGGGAGCCUCGGACCAGCUGCUGAACGCACUGCUUUCGAAGGCCAAAGUGGCGCUGCAGCUAUCCACGCAUGAAGGAUUCGAGGUGAAAGUUUCCGAGGCCAUCCACAAGGGAGUGCCGGUGAUUGUAACUCGGGCGGGAGGCAUUCCCCUGCAGGUUACCGACAAGGAGAACGGAUUCCUAGUGGAUGUAGGGGACACGGACAGCGUGGCGCAGCAUCUCUAUGACCUGUGCACCGAUGAUGAGCUGUACGACCGGAUGAGUCGUUUCGCGCUGAAGAAUGUGUGUGACGAGGUCAGCACGGUCGGUAACGCGUUGAACUGGCUCUAUCUGGCAUCCAAGCUGUCCAAAUUCGAGGAGGUCAAGCCGAAUGGUCGGUGGAUCAACGACAUGGCUCGUAAUGAGGCCGGACAGCCGUACACGGAGGGCGAAAGUAAGCUGAAGAGGGUGAUUGACCCGGAGAAGAUGGGAUAA